This is a messenger RNA of Pterocles gutturalis (yellow-throated sandgrouse), 654 nucleotides long. Its product is annotated as ras-GEF domain-containing family member 1C-like. The record is from RefSeq and is a predicted model, not a curated record. The annotation marks the transcript as partial. NCBI's taxonomy places the organism in Eukaryota, Metazoa, Chordata, Aves, Pterocliformes, Pteroclidae. The transcript is spliced from 4 exons.
AUGCCCCAAACGCCGAGUUCUACCAGUAUGUUUACCCCAUGUAGCUUCAGCCCUCAUCUACAUAAUUCGAAAGAAGAUGAGCAAGGAGGACUGAUCUUCCAGGAUGGAAACCUUACCUCAGCAUCUCUGGAUGCUCUAAUCCAGCAUCUCAUACCUACCACUGAUUACUACCCUGAAGUAAGCAAUUCAUACCUAUAUCUUUUUUUGAGUUCCAGACUCUUCAUCGAACCCCAUGAACUUUUGUCCCGAGUUUGUCACAAGUGCAUUGAGCAGCAGCGGCUGGAUGACCCUGUGCUGGACAAGGCUCGGAUCAGGAAAUUUGGUCCCAAAAUCUUACAGUUGCUGACAGAGUGGACAGAGACAUUCCCGUAUGACUUUCAGGAGGAGCGGAUGAUUGGCCAUCUGAAAGACAUGAUUCACAGGAUAGCUCCGUGCGAUGAGGCCUAUUGGAAAAAGAUGAAUCAACUUUUGCAAACCCUGAAUCAGAAGCUUGCAACCCUCAGCCAUGGGCAAGAAGGGAUUGUCAAGAUCAGUGCUGCUGUCUCCGAUAAGCUGGUUGCCUUUAAAAGCAAACCUCCAUCAAUUCAGAGAGAAAUCCUGAGCGUCUGCAGUGACCCUUACACUCUGGCUCAGCAGCUGACACAUGUGGAGCUG